ACGAAUCGACGCAUGUUCUCCUCAUGUCGGACCUUCAGAUAGGCGAAGACCAUCCCUUGUCACUCGAGCUCGCUAGCCUAAGGGCGACUGUUGCGAGUUACCAGCAUGAGGCCCAUGCAGCCGCGGUGAAACUGCAGCGACACUCUCUGGAUACUUCACGCUCCUUGGAGCAGACAAACACCCUCCGGCAAGAGAAUGCGCGCCUGCGCGAGGAGAUUGCGGUCCUGAAAGCGCAUCCGGAUGUUGCGCCGCACCCCGCCGCGUUGCAGGUUCAGGAACUCACCCUCGCUUUGAGACGUCUUUCGGAGAAACUCACAUCUACUGAAGAUAUCUUACUCCUACGUACGACGGAGCUCACGCAUGCUCGGAGCGACCUACACACUGCGCAGUUAGACUCGGAGGCAGCACACACUUUGACCGUGCAGGCAUACAUUCAGAUUGACCAUGAACGACAAAAGCAGCGCGAGCUGGAGCGCAGGAUUCGUAGCGCAGAGGAAGAGCGUAGGCUCGCAGAUUUAGUCGUUCAGGAAUACGCAGAUCUUGUUCGGAAUCUCGAGGGCCGGAAUACGAAGGUCUCGCCGUCUCCGCUGCCGCUGGCCACGCGUGGUAGCGCGACAGACUCCAGCACUACCCUGAUUAACGGCCUAGCAGAGGGGAAGCUAGGUUUACACAAGCUUCUAGUCGAACAUCAUGCCGAGACCGAAAAGUUGGCAGCGCAUGCCACCAAGCUUUCCGACGAAAACGAGUUCCUGAAGACUCAACUUGAUGUCGAGCGAAAGCGUUCCGAAGCAGAUCGAGAAUCCCUUGCCAAAUUACUGCUCGAGCUCGACAAAUGCAGAUUGGACGACAGCACUGCUACGAAAAUGGUCUCGAGAUACAUGAAAUUCUCGCAGUCUACGAUCGAUUCUCUACAGCAAGCUAUGGAGAAUACGAAGACGCGUCAUGCCGCGACGCUAGCGACGUUUAAUGUCCAGGCUGACCAUUUGCAGAAGGCGCUGUCAGCUGAGCGCCGCCAGGCAGAGAAAUUGCGAAACACUCUCGACGAGCUCUCAGAAGACAUUAAUCGUGAAGCAUAUGGGCGUCGGCGCGAGGUCGCACUUAGGCUUGCAUUCCUGUCACGCGAAGAAAGUCUGGCGGAAAACUUGCGUAGAUGGCUUCACCGCUCGAGAGAGUCCAUGGAUCGCUCCCUAGCCGGGAUCCCGGAACAGGAAAGCAGGAUUCGCGACGCCUCUGAUCGCCUCCUUCGCGAUGCAGAAUCUCUCUUGGACUCUCUGAAUGGCCAGCCUAAUGUGGACGACUCUCCGGCUUCUGUUGCUCGCUUGGUUGCCGCGCAGGAUGCCGUCCGGUGUAUGGCGAAGGAGCUGCAUGAGGAAACGGAGAAAAGGCUGCAGUUGCAGUGCCAGCUCGCCGAGCCGAAUGACACUGCUCCCAUUUUAUCGGACGUCGCUUUAUCUUUGCAAGAAACAGUGAUCUCAGUCUCUGUCCUUACUCUUCCCAAGCCACCUGCCGAGCCUUCCGAACCAAGUGCUCUGCUCUUCGGCCCUGCACACAACCCUCCACUUGUGGCUACUCCGUCCGCUGGUAAUAAACAAGCUCUUUUGGAAGAGCUCUCAAAGGUCAAGUUUCGCUACCAAGAGCUCCAGAAAUCAUUUCGUGACUGCAAUGUAACCCUCAAGGACCUAAAGAAGGACGCUGGCUCAUUAUCGCCUACUUUCGACAUGUCUGGUGUCAUCCGGACGGCUAUCGAUCGGUUAGACGAUUAUAAUGAAGAUGCCCGAGUCGAACUCGAGAUUCAAGUCGCAGACGAGGAGCGCAUUCUUAUCGGUUACGAGACCCUUCUCUCAGUAGCAGGCGCACUGGACGAGGAUAUGGAGGAGAGCAAGCUGCAGGAAGACAUCCGCGCCUUUAUCGAUGGCUCCAACCGCGCGGUAACUCGAGCUAUGACCCAGUUCCCCCGCAAACUCGAUGAUCUCCAGCACGACAUCGCAUCAAUCAAGAAGGCGUUGCACGAGAUUUCCACUGAUGCGGACGACGCUGCGCGCCCCACGACACCCCCCAAGCACGGUGCAGGCUGGUCGUCCUGGACCGCUGGCAUCCUCGGCAGUGGCGGCGCCUCACGCCCUGUGAGCCCUGCGCCCUCGUUCGGCGCGGUUAUGACCUCACCGCGCCAGCGUCAGUCAUCAUUCUCGUUCACGCGGCGACCGUCGACGUUACUCGACGCGCGCAGUAGGUCGCCCUCUGACGACGGCCCAGACCCGUUCGCGAGCCUCGGCCUGCGCAUUCCGAUGCCCGUGCACGCCAUGCCCACGCCCGCGCUACCGAAGACAGGCACGUUCCUCUCGCCGAUGUCCAUGGGCACGCCGCUACGUCCUGGCCCGAAGCCCCGCGCGUCUUCGGCGUCACUCUUCUCGCUCGGCCUCGGCGCGCGGAGUAGCACAUUCUCGUUUGUUGCGCAGAGCCCCAGAUCGCCCAGCAAGAGCGCCUUAUGGAAAGAGGAAGGGUCGAAGGAUGCGAAUCCUGGGAGAGAAAGUUUGGAAGAGUCGAGCUCGGAUAUAGAGUAAACUUGUGUUUCAGUCUUAAUCGCAUAUUACUAGCUCGUUCGAAUAUUGCGUCCGCGGGGCGAUAUCACCGGAGACUGACUUGUUAAUCAUUACACUAUUCAUGAUGCCAUAAUGCCAGCAGCAAAAUUCCCGCGACUACACUACUAGGACGUAGAGAGCUCACUCAUAAUCCUCCUCCUCUUCCACCUCAACUUCGCCGCGUAUACCCUCGAUGCUAUGGUACGGAAUCUUGUCGUGCAGCCACCUGCCAGUCAGCCAGUCGACCCGACAGAGCCCGCUGGCAGUUGCGGAGGCUAGCCAGGAAGCGCUUGCAAGCCCAUUCCCUUGAUUCCAGGCAACGCGAGUCACACCGACCUCCGGUGACCACGCACCGCUGGCCUUUGUUGGUUCUCUGCUCGCGCCGCCAACCCUUGGGACUUCCUGUACAAGAUAUU
Molecule: messenger RNA, 2995 nt
Organism: Phanerochaete carnosa HHB-10118-sp
Lineage: Eukaryota; Fungi; Basidiomycota; Agaricomycetes; Polyporales; Phanerochaetaceae
Exons: 4
Coding region: 24-2561 (845 amino acids)
Source: RefSeq, a predicted model, not a curated record